Messenger RNA from Paramacrobiotus metropolitanus, 2998 nucleotides. RefSeq names its product vacuolar fusion protein MON1 homolog A-like. The transcript is spliced from 7 exons. Gene Ontology annotation, biological process: endosome to lysosome transport via multivesicular body sorting pathway; protein targeting to vacuole. Lineage: Eukaryota; Metazoa; Tardigrada; Eutardigrada; Parachela; Macrobiotidae. The record is from RefSeq and is a predicted model, not a curated record. The coding region runs from base 274 to 2193 and encodes 639 amino acids.
UUAUUCGUGGCGUACCUGCAUUUAAUUUUAAAAAACACAAUAACAAAAUAAUUUAUACCAGCUGCUGUGUAUAUUAUGACGUGGUUUAUAAAUUUAUUUAUUUCUGGUGGAUAAAAUUCGCCAGCUCUGGUAAAAUUUUAAUGGAAGCUUUCCAUAAAGUUCCACAAUUCAAACUGUGGCUACACUUGUUCCAGUAUCAGAGAUCUCGCUAAGGACUUCGCAUAGUUGCUUCAUUUGUGAUAUCUGCGUAACUGCGUGUUGCGACGUUUGACUAUGGAUGGUCUAGUUCUCGACGAAGACACAUCCCACAAUUUAUCGGAUGACUUCACGGAGCAUCAGUAUCGCGCUCUUGGUGCACUGGAACGUCUGAGUCCGGGUUUGUUGACUGUUCCGUGUUUUGAUGUCGCCAGCUCUCCGUCGACAUAUUCACAUUUGACGGAACACCGUGCCAGUUUUUCGCGACGUCUCCAUCAUUCUUCCGGAUGUAUCAGCGAAAUUCGCGCCUCGACCAUCGAAGUCGAGGCGAUAACUGUCACCGUCGAGCGCACGGUACACGAUUCAGAACAGGAUCAGCAUUUUGUUAUUGGUGAUGCUCAUGAGGAUAUCAGCGAGAAAAGUCCGCGAUCGAGAAAAGGCAGCUUAUUUCCUACAGUGGAAUCCCCGGAAAGUGGAGUCCAUGAGCAGCAGGAAAAUGGUACAGAUGUGGAAGACUGUGAAGAAACAGUGACGCAUUCUUCGGAUUCUGUCGAUGGGCAUUUCGGUGUCACUUGUACCUCGGCGUUUAUUCCGCGCGACAUAACCACACUCAGACAUUCGGCUACGGCAGCCGUGUUCGGACAACUGGAAAACGAAAGAAAUAGUGAUGAAAAUGAGAAACAUCCAGAAGGGAUUGCCGAAGAUAGCGACAGCGUGCGCAGUAGUCCAUCGACGGAAGAUGGGCCCGAUUACACAAAUAUGACAUGGUGGAGAAAUCAGACCAGGCAGCUGUUUAUUUUGAGUGAUUCUGGAAAGCCCAUUUAUUCACGACACGGAGAAGAGGAUAAAUUGGUGACGUUGUGUGGCGUGAUGCAAGCGCUGGUUUCUGUGAUAAACGACACAGAUGGUGAUAAUCUCUGGAACCUGAGUGCCAUAGGGACAUCCAUAUCUUUUCUGGUGCGGACCCCAUUGAUCUUGGUGACGGUAGCGCGGACGGGCGAAACCGACCGGCAGCUGCUGAUCUACCUGAAUUAUGCAUAUGAUUUUGUGAUUAGUGUCUUAACGUUGCCACAGUUGACCAAAAUCUUUAAGCGUCAUCAGAAUUUUGAUCUGCGACGCAUGUUGGCUGGAACGGAGAAAAGUCUGGAUCAUUUGAUUGAUUGGUUUGAUGUGGACAUGGGCUUUCUUUUGGGUUGUGUCCGGUGUCUUCCAUUACCGGUUUCAGUACGCGAAAGCAUUAAUACUCAUCUUACACACUCCUGCCAGAAAAUUCCCGGCUUGGUUUUUGCCAUUGUAAUGGUGAACCGGCAGUUGAUCAGUAUUACCAGAUUGAAAAAAUAUGUAUUGCAUCCAGGUGAUAUUCGCCUCUUGAUUAACUUAAUCGAUGCAUCCGAUUCGUUUAAAACUGCCGAAUCAUGGAUGCCUAUCUGUUUGCCGAAAUUUGAUUCCAGUGGGUUUCUUCAUGCUUACAUUUCGUACCUGCGGGACUCACCGGUUUGUUUGGUUUAUCUUGGCGUUGAUCCGCAACUCUUUCACACUUUAGCCAAAUCCGCUGCAUCCUUUUCCGCGAAAAUGGAUUCGUCUGGUGACUUGAAUGCAGUCUUGACGGCAAUGAAAACCACGUCGUAUUAUUCGACAUCUCAGUCUGGAGUGGCGGAAUUGCGACAUUUUGUUUACAAAUCCACCAGUGCAGCUCAGUUGACCAGUCCCUUUGUGACGGUUCCUUAUGCUAGCAGUGAUCAGGCGGAAAAACUACGAGAAUUUUAUCGGUAUCUCCAUAGGCGGAUGCAUUCGCCAACCAGAGCUGCUAAAAUUAUAGUUGUUACAUCCAAUACGGAAAUGCUUUUAGGAUGGGUGACUUCUGGAUUCGAAUUGUAUGCUGUCCUUGAGCCAUUCCUUUCUAAACACCAUGCAGUUUUAGCCAUUGAGAAGUUGAUAAAAUGGAUUAAGAAAGAAGAGAACCAUCUUUUCAUUUUAAAUUCACCUGUUUUCACCUAAAGCGCCAUUGCUGAAGAAUAUCCUUUCAAUAUACGAUGUUCCCGUGGGAACGAACCUUCAACCUGCAGAUGCGUUUCUUUCGAGCGAAUUGACUUCGAUAUGAGCAUUUGUGCUGUGUGUCGAACGCAGUCAGCAAACACGGCAUGGCCGGUUGCACUCGAACGCCUGGCGAAAGUCCUUCUGCAGGUGGAUGUGGCUAAUGUUCUCUUUACCGAUGAGAAAGUCUUCUCUGUACGGCGGAUGGUCAACGGACGGCCAGUGCAGUUGGUUGUUCCCGUUUUCAUGGGAAUCAGCAAGAGACAUCGGUUCGUCAGUGCACUGCCGCGCUGUCCACCCCUGACAGCGGAAGAGUUCUGUCAAGUGGUGGAAACGAUCGACGACAUUAUGGAAAGAGAUGGAAAACUGAUCCUGCAGCAUGACCGUGCUCCAUGGUUUAGUGCCAAAAGGACAAAGCACUUCCUGGACGAGCGAUAUCCCAAGAGGUGGCUAUCGCUGACAGUGUGGCCGGCAAAAGGGCGUUUGGUGCAUCCACUAGACUGUGGUAUAUUUCCGGCAGUUGAGAAAGAAUUGAAUAACGGACACUUACAAUCGGAAAAAGAAUUAUUUGAAAAAAUAAAAGCCAUUGUUGGUUCUUUUUCUUCUAUGCAAAUGGACAAGGAGAUCGAUAUGAUUUUUCAUAGAAUAUUUAAAUUUUUAAAUACGUAACAGAAAAAUGCUGGUGUAGUCCGUUCCUAGACUGUACUUACGGUACAGUGAGCUUUUGUUUGUUCAACAGCUGUUUGUGUGACUGUGUAUGAGCAUCUGA